Molecule: messenger RNA, 1914 nt
Organism: Nerophis lumbriciformis (worm pipefish)
Lineage: Eukaryota; Metazoa; Chordata; Actinopteri; Syngnathiformes; Syngnathidae
Product: H-2 class I histocompatibility antigen, Q10 alpha chain-like
Biological process (GO): immune response
Cellular component (GO): external side of plasma membrane
Source: RefSeq, a predicted model, not a curated record
GCAAAAGGUGUGACCUCCAUCGCCCGAGUGGCCUCCGAGUCAUUCAGAGGACCUGGAAGAAGACGACAGCUUCAUUUUGCUUUUGUAAAAGAGUCUAAUAUCUUUUAAAAGUUGCACCGACAUCAUGAAUUUGUUGUUUUUCGUCCUUCUGGCCGUGCAAAUGCAGAGCGUGUCUCCCGUGAUUCACGAACUGGAGUAUUACAUACAUAUAGCCACUCAAGAUUCAAGAAUCAUAGCGUACAAAGAAUUGUGCCACCUGGAUGGAUUUAAGAUUACGCAAUACGACAACACCAACAGGAACGUCCUCCCCAAACAGAACUGGAUGAAGAAGAUCACAGCAGAGGAUCCACAGUACUGGCAGAGAGCGACAGAGACCAGUGUUGCUGCUGAGCAUUUCUGUACAAGCAUGUAUGAACCUCACAUGAAGUAUUACACCAGACCUGAAGAUACUUACAUAAGUGAGUGGGAUUCUGGAUGCCAAUGGGAUGACGACACUGAUGAGGUCACAGGUUGGUAUUGGGAUUGGUUUGAUGGAGGACGGGACUUUGAUGAAGGACAGCCAUGGAAAUGGACCGCAGCAAAAGAACAAGCAGAUCCCCCCCGGCUGAUCUGGGAUAAGGGCAUAGCUCCACCAGUGUACUUAAAGGACUACGUUGACAAUUGUACUUCUUACAUGAAGAAGUACUUGAGUGUCCUAUUGAGAACAGACCUUCCAAUGGUGUCUCUAAACCAGACGACACCGUCUUCUCCAGUCAGCUGCAACGCAACAGGUUUCUACCCCGACAAAGCCGUCAUGUUUUGGAGGAAAGACGGCGAGAAGCUCCUUGAGGGUGUGGAGCAAACAGAAAUGCUCGAAAACCAGGACGGAACCUUCCAGAUGUCGGUGAACCUGAAUGUGACGGGCGACAUGGAGGGCAAGUACGAAUGUGUGUUUCAGAUGACUGGUGUCAAGGAGGACAUCGUCACCAAGCUGGAGAGCAGAGGCGUCCCGAGCAGCUUGAGCGGUGAAGACCUCAAUACAAGCACAUCUGGUGACACAACCAUUGAGAGCCAAGCCACGAUCCGACCUAGUACCACCAGUGGCAGCUUCGAUGUCACCACUGAGAGCAACAAAGCCACCACCCGACCUAGUACCACCAGUGGCACCUUGGAUGUCACCACUGAGAGGAACAAACCCACCACCCAACCAACUCCUGAGCUCAACAAGGUGUGCAUGGGCUGUGUUGUUGCCACGUCGGUGAUCCUUACGAUGGUGAUCUGUCUGUCGGUCACCAUCAUCAUCAUCGUGAUGGUCAAGCGUUACAGGAAGAGACAUGCUCCCGAUCGGGCCGUCCUUAUCUCAAUGAGUACGCUGGCUGAGUGAGACACGGCAGAUGGACUGCUUGUGCACUGGAACAACGAGAUGUCUCCAUCAUCAUUUCACUUGGAGAUGAGAUGUACUUUGUUCUUCAUGAUACAUUAUGGGUUGUACUUGUAUAGCGCUUUUCUACCUUCAAGGUACUCAAAGCGCUUUGACACUACUUCCACAUUUACCCAUUCACACACACAUUCACACACUGAUGGAGGGAGCUGCCAUGCAAGGCGCUAACCAGCACUCAUCAGGAGCAAGGGUGAAGUGUCUUGCUCAGGACACAACGGACAUGACGAGGUUGGUACUAGGUGGGGAUUGAACCAGGGACCCUCGGGUCGCGCACGGCCAUUCUUCCACUGCGCCACGCAUGUUUUACCAUGCAAUGUCUCCUUUGGAUGCUUAGAAAAUGUGUUAUGAUCGUAUGUUUUUGGUGUUUCCUAUUGAUUUUAAUCUGUAAGAGUGUGCUGAAAUGCAAGCUAAGAGUCAUGGUAUCACCACUGUUUAUAUAUCAUGUUGUGUCACAUUUAUUUCAAUAAAUCAAUUUGUUCAUUCUGGCUCUUAAA